Cyphellophora europaea CBS 101466 is the source of this 1698-nucleotide messenger RNA. RefSeq lists its product as uncharacterized. The record is from RefSeq and is a predicted model, not a curated record. The coding region runs from base 1 to 1698 and encodes 565 amino acids. Gene Ontology annotation, biological process: DNA-templated transcription. The transcript is spliced from 3 exons. Gene Ontology annotation, molecular function: DNA binding; zinc ion binding. Lineage: Eukaryota; Fungi; Ascomycota; Eurotiomycetes; Chaetothyriales; Cyphellophoraceae.
AUGGAGACUAUCAAUUUAAAAUCGCAAAAGCUCGACUUUGAUGGAGUCGAUUCCGAACAGGGGAUGAAACUACUAUCCAUAUAUUGGAACCGUCAGCACCAUAUCGGACCCAUCGUGUAUCGGACAGCGUUCAUGAGAGACAUGGCGUGUAAUGGCUCACGCUUUUCGAAGCUACUUCUAAAUGCCAUGUACUUCUCAGCUUCCGAGUACUUGUCACGGGCUGCUGCCUCAUCCUUGGACGGUUCUGUGGCUGCACGAUGUGCUGCAGCAGAUAAUUGCAGCGAAGGCAUGACUUUUCGACGCCGGGCUGAGGCCCUCCUUCACGCCGCAGACGCACAGCUACUACUGAAGAGCGACUUGACUACUGUCCAGGCGUUGCUGAUCAUGUCGCAUACUCUUUUCUCUUGGUGUGACGAGAAGAGCGCAUCCUGGCACUACGCUGGGAUGGCGAUAAGCAUGAUCAUCGAUCUGGGCCUCCACAAUGAAGCGGGUCGGCGGCCCGACAUAUCAUCUCCUUAUCAAAUCGAGGACAAAGAGAUCUAUCGCAGAGUGUUCUGGGCCGCUUUUGCUAUUGACAAGCUCCAGUCAGUGUACCAAGGUCGUCCUCCGCGUCUUCGAGAGGCCGACAACUGCGUUCCAAUCCUCUUCCUCGACGAAUAUGACGAGCUUGAUCCAUUUCACACUGAUGGAUAUGCGUUGGAGCCCGAACAACUUGGCUAUCCAAGCCAUGUGGUCUCAACCUUUGAACAGCUGUGUAAGCUCAGCAUUAUCAUCGAUUGCAUGAUUAGCAAUCUAUACACGGAGAAGAGUUCGCGAAAGAGCCCCACUGAGCUUCUACGCAUAACUCGUUCAUUGGAUGAGGAUUUAACAGCAUGGAGACACGCACUGCCGUCUCAUCUUUCUGCACUACUGGAAUUGCCCAACAAGGCCAUCUAUCUUCCUCAUACCAUAAGUUUGAUGUCGUUGUUUAAUGCCGUUAUCAUACUCUUGUACCGACCAUUAGUAUCCGAUAGCCAUCUCCAAACGGCGGAUGAAGCCAUCGCGAGCAAAUCCUUCGCCAGGUGCGCUGCUGCUGCCACUGAUAUUGACUCGCUUCUACGACAAUAUCAAAAGAGCUUCUGUGUCAAAUCGGCACCUUAUACACUCUCUUACGCGACAUACGUCAGUGCAACAAUCCAUUUACGUAUUGCAGCACAGCACAGAGCUGGUUCCGCAGCACAUAUCCGUCUCCAAAACUGUCUCGAGAUACUUUCCGAGCAUCAAGUGGUAUCUCAUGCGUCGAGAAGAUGUCUGAGGAUACUGAACGAUCUGGUGAAGCGACUUGAUGUCAAUGUGUUACUUGGGCCUGAAUUGGCUCAAGCCAGAAACACUGACAUCUCGACUUUGAGCAAUGCCGUACGUCUGACUGGAGAUGUUGACCGAUACACUCAGAUGGACACAACUAGUUCCCAGCAAAUUAUGCAAGCGAAUGGAAACGAAAUGACUGGUAUCACACCGGGACUGGAAAACACAUGGUCAGAUCUCGACAUGGAUGAGAUCAUACGAACUUUCACUUGGGAUGCGGGAGCGAUGGACACGACUUUCAACCCCAACAAUCUAGAUGCUGGUGGCAUAGCAUCCUGUACGGGCUUGAGUGCAAGCGCCCAGGACCGAGCUGAAUCUUCGUAUUUCGAUGCUCUGUUCGGAGUCGAUUUGUAG